This is a messenger RNA of Scatophagus argus, 5006 nucleotides long. RefSeq names its product NKD inhibitor of WNT signaling pathway 1 (gene nkd1). Gene Ontology annotation, cellular component: cytoplasm. Bases 180 to 1529 code for a protein of 449 amino acids. Gene Ontology annotation, biological process: negative regulation of Wnt signaling pathway. Gene Ontology annotation, molecular function: calcium ion binding. The transcript is spliced from 10 exons. NCBI's taxonomy places the organism in Eukaryota, Metazoa, Chordata, Actinopteri, Scatophagidae. The record is from RefSeq and is a predicted model, not a curated record.
GUCAGCAGCGGCGCUCUGGAUCAAAGGCUCGUUUGGCUCUCCAGUCGUACGGUCCUGCGCUGAGCGCAGUCUACUCUCGGUCUCUACGGACGCUCUUCUGUCUGGAUAUCGUAGCCUGUUUCUUUUUUCUUUGGAUUAUAUUCUUCUGAUGGUUUUCAACUCCAACUCGAUGCAUAGAAAUGGGUAAACUGCACUCGAAACAUGCCGCUAUUUGUAAACCAAGGGAGAGUCCCGAAGGCGACAGUUUUGUAGUCAAUGCCUGUUUGGCAAGAAAGGGAAUCGACGAUUGGCUCGUGAAGCAGAAAUACUACUGCACGAGCUCUCGCCUCGAGCAACGGGACUGUCACCACAAGAAUAACUGCGGUUUGACUGCACGGGACUCCAUGGAUGAGGCAUGUGCAGAAGGGAUUGGGGAUGAACAGUACCGUUUAGAAGUGGCUUUACCCCCAGAGAAGACAGACAGCUGCUGUGUGGAGGAGAAGAUGCAGGAGAGGGACAGCCAAUCUCCCGCAGGGCCACAGAAACAGCUCCAGUUUGAAGAGUUGGAGUGUGCUGUGUCUGUGGAGGAGGAUAACAGGCAGGAGUGGACCUUCACCCUCUAUGACUUUGACAACAACGGCAAAGUCACCAGAGAGGAUAUCACCAGCCUGCUCCACACCAUCUAUGAGGUUGUGGACGCCUCCGUCAACCAUUCUCCCAGCAGCAGCAAGACAUUGCGGGUGAAGCUCUCAGUGGCUCCCGACUCUAGCCAGCGGUGGAGGAGCUGCACGCAGGGUGCAGCAGACAUGUCCCACCCCAGAGAGAAAAAUGACAAGUGCAUAGAGGACCCCAAGAGUGCAGACAAGAAGACUCGAGCACUCCUAAGGCGCCACCACAGUGACCACCACACCCAGCCGGGCUGCCAGCGCCACUGUGUGGAUGAGAACCUGGAACGCAGGAACCACUAUUUGGAUCUGGCAGGCAUCGAAAACUACACUUCCCGCUUUGGAGCCGCCCCUGCCACAGAGACGCCGAAGGCCGAGCCUCAGACCCGGUCGUCCAACCAGACUCGCUCUCGCUCCCAUGAACCAGAAAAUGGCCAAUCGCAUUCUCACCACCGCCGCUUGCAGACUGUCCUGGACAGCGUUGCUGCAGACAGCCUCCACCCCACACCCCGUACACGAGGCCAGGACUCAGGGAAGCAUGCCCUCCGUUCUCCAAAGACCCACAGCCGCACACCUCCCGCGCAGAUCAAUGGCAGGGUGAUGAGAAGCCGAGGUGUCCCUCCUCCCCCGGCGCUACCCAGCCAGACCCCCCCUCACCAGUCCACAGCCCCCUACCGCAAACACAAGCAGAGGUCCAAAGAGAGCCAAGGCUACAGGGCUUUAGGCUCUCUGGCAGCACCAGGACCGGUGGUGGAGAAAGAGCAUGUGAGGGAGCUGCCCAGUGUCCUGCUGUAUGAAGGGGGGCUGGCACAAGUGGUGCAGCGGCAUGAGCAUCACCACCACCAUGAACACCAUCACCACUACCACCACUUUUACCAGUCCUGAAUUUCCACUUUGCCUGGGAAGACUCCGAUAGCCCCAGAAAACCCAGCCAUGCCAGCAGACACUGACUACAGAGAGCGGUCAAAUGCUGACCUACCUUACAUUGUGUAACACUGCAGUGGCUUUGUAGUGGACAUAGGACAUGGGUGGAAGAGGGAUGUCUCAGUAUUCUUAUUUAUCAGUGUUAUAAAGGUUGGUCAGACACACAAAAGCUUGAGUGUGCAGCAGGAUAAUGAUUCAGGACUACAGCAAGACUAGAACUUAAGAUCAUGGCUGGGGCUGGAGGGACAACCCAGAAGUUUCUUUCCCCCAGAUCCUGUUAUCCUCUACCUGAUGAACUGUAUGACUCUAAACCAGUACCACAAUCUUUCCAGACCACUAAGCCAAAAGGUUUGUAAGGAGAAGUAGGAACAAGAGGAAGAAAGACUGUGAUGUAAAGAUGAAAAUAUAUGAAGGAAUAUAAGUGAUAGGAGAGCAGGGCAUAGUGUGUAUAUAUAUGUGUGUGUGUGUGUGUGUGUGUGUGUGUGUGAGCGCGUGUGUGCGAGUGUCACGACACUGAAAACCACUUGAAGUGCGCUCAUGGGUGCGUGAGUAUUUAAAGCAGGCUGUGAGGCAGAUUUUUGAAGAUGAAAAUGAAGAUUCUGAUUCAAGCACGCAAUACCUUGUAAGCAAAUAUAGGAAAGAAGAUGUUGAAAAGUAAAAAAGUAACAAGAACAGAGAUCCCAAAUCAGCUGCUACCUCUAAUUUUGCUCUAAAUGUUGUAGUGGUUACUUUGACUAAGCAUUCAGAGGUUAUUUUCAAAUUACUUCGAAACUUUUUUGAAAGAAAAGAAAUCUCAAAAUCUGCAGUACUGAAGUGUUGAAAAGGUCCUUACUUUUAUUAACUAACAUUUACUGUACAUAAGGUAUAUAUUGUUAUCAAUUUUAUAAGCUUUAUUGAUAAUGUGAUAUCUUUGUAUUCACUAUCUGAAGCUUUUGUUUGUCUUUCUUCACAGACGCAUUUUAUAAGACCAGUAGGAGCCUCAUUUUGAUUAGACAAAGUACGACUGUAUUACUCACUCAGUGUCAUGCACUCUCUUAUUCUCCCUGUUUCAUCUGUCUUACCGCUUGAUUAGAUAACCUGACUAAUAUCCCAACUCUCAACAGUGCUGUUCAGCAGCUCGACCUCACAUCACUCACAAGCAUUUAUAUGCUUGGCUGCCCCAAGUACUGAUUCCAGGAAAACAUUAGAAAACAAAAUUAUUUGUAAGAUACACGACUGGCAUGUAGAAUACAUAUCAAAGCAAUUUACUGAAGUCUGUUUCAUAAGAAACUUAUCUUUUCAGCGUACAAAAAUCCGCACGUAUUUUUGAAAAUGCAACUGAAAUCCUGCUUCAUUCAGCCACUUUGAAGUUGGUGUAUUCAUUCAUCAGUGUGGACUUUGACCCUUAAGUAGAGUAUUUUGGACAGUUAUUUAUGCUGGGAAAUGUUUUGCUGAGCAUGCAUGUCGUUUUUCACCACCGCCCUACUUCAGAUCUGCUGUUUACUUUUUGGAAUUUGCUUUUCUGCUAGCAUUCUACUUAACUCAUAGCUGUGCCAUCCAGGCCGCGGCCUGGUCUAGGUUCACGCUCCCUCUGUUUCCAUGGCAGCUCCCUGUCCCCCAGCUGUCAGCAGGUCUUUCACCAUGCUGCCAUGUGGCCUCAGAGCUCAGCCAAUAAGUCUGUAUUUGUGGUGCAGUGGGGCGAGGGCCCUUUCAGCUGUCCCAUUCCUCUGGUACGGGAUAACACUGGGACCAGCCCACAGUCUCCACUAGACCUAUAACUCACUGCUGAUCUCCUGCCAGCACCAGGGACUGACUGUUCAUCCUGAUCCAUGAUGCUCAACAGGCUCUGCUGUAAACAUGCACUGUAUGUCAAGAGCUGAAUGACACUGACAUGCGAGGCAGUAAACUGAGAGCUGCUAAUGAAAGACUACUGGUCACCUUGUUGGUCCUUGGUGAGCACAUGUUCUUUUCAGCCCUUGCCAGCAUCAUGUUUAUAAAGAAUCAUGCAUCCAGUCUUUUGUUAUGGUUUAAAAGCAGCCCUCUUCAUACAGAGACAAUGGGCGCCACCAGUGUUCAAACUAUAUCCACCAUGUUUGGUUGUUCAGUCUUCCGUAAGCAUGUGUACGUGUUUGCAAUGAGCAGCCUUGCCCUGAGCCCUGUGGUGUCCUCUCACAGUUGCAGGCAGUCGUUUAGCAGAGGCACCAGUCAGACGGGUCAUCUCAUGGGACAUGGUGGUAGAAAUGGCGUCAUUCUCCCAAGGGGGAUCACAGCUGUGCUCCAUCCCUCAGCUUCGUCACCUCAUGCUGCUUUUCCUGGACAACAGGUCCUUGCUGCUGGAGCCCCCAUAACACUAUAACUUCUUUGUCAGUGGUUUCCCCUCACCCAAAACAGUGAUACUAGUGUGACGCUCCAAACAUAAGUAGUGUGGAAAUGUUGGUCUGGUUUUGCGAACUGACAGGCGACUGUUCGUCCUGCAGGGUGGUCCGAUUUGACACGGUGAGCGAGAGCUUCUGAAGGAAUUUGGGUGAAAAGGCUUGGACAGACCCACAGCCAGGUUGCAAUUUUUAAACUUCUUUUACAAGGAGAGAGUUUUACUGAACAGAAUGACUUCCACUUUUUUUAAUGCCCUUCUUCACAUCCAUACCCGUAUUCUUACCAGAAAGCUGUUGAUGCUUCAUACUUCAAAGCAGCAUGGAGCACCUGUGGUUGCGGUUUCCUUGCUUAAGAGCACCUCUAUAGUAUUUGCUGAGAGUUGGGAAAGCAGUGUUUUCCUCAGUUUUGUCACACAGACUUUACCAGAUGCUCUCGGAAAUAAACUUAAAAUAACAGUAUGAAGGUCUUUAGCUAUCCAUGUAAAUCUACCAGACUGAACAAAUGUCAAUUUACAAUGGCCUUUCAGCAAAUCAAAACGGUUCAAAUCAUGUACAAACUUCUCUACAUUUAUGAUCCUCUGUCCUGUUGUAUAGAAUCUCGAGUGUCCAGAGCCACUCCUCCAUCUUAACACACAAUGUAUUGCACCACUAAUUUGCUUUGUUAGAUUCAUGUAUUGACGUUUUGAAAAAUCAGAUGUAUAUAGUGGACUGCAAAAAGGAUAAACCAGCAUCAUGUAGAAACAUUAUAUGGCUUAUUUAUAAUUAAAUGACUGUCAAGCUAUCUCACUUGCCUACUGUCAGCUAAUAUCCACGCCAGUCCUACCUACUUAGCAGAGAGGAAUAAUUAUCUGUCAACAACACAAGCUGUUUCUCAGUCUCCACACACAGACACACUUUCACUUGGUGUUUGUUAUAAAAGAAAGUUCUUUAGCACUAGCUGUUUUCCCCCCUCUUCCCCUAAUGUUUUUCAUGACUUGGUUUAGUUUAUAUAGAUUGUAUUUGAUUAAUUGCUUUAUUUAUUUGAUAGCAGAUCUGUGCCAAGGGAUUAUACCCUUUUAUUAAAGUAUGAACCUGUUCCUUAUAAACA